Dioszegia hungarica is the source of this 1128-nucleotide messenger RNA. Its product is annotated as putative glycerol-3-phosphate dehydrogenase. The record is from RefSeq and is a predicted model, not a curated record. The transcript is spliced from 3 exons. Lineage: Eukaryota; Fungi; Basidiomycota; Tremellomycetes; Tremellales; Bulleribasidiaceae. Gene Ontology annotation, molecular function: protein homodimerization activity; glycerol-3-phosphate dehydrogenase [NAD(P)+] activity; NAD binding. Gene Ontology annotation, cellular component: nucleus; cytosol; glycerol-3-phosphate dehydrogenase (FAD) complex. The coding region runs from base 1 to 1128 and encodes 375 amino acids. Gene Ontology annotation, biological process: carbohydrate metabolic process; glycerol-3-phosphate catabolic process.
AUGUCUAUCGACCCUCCUUCCAACCUCACCACUCCCGCCUUCACGCGCCCCUCGUCCCCUGCGCCUCAACUACCGCCAUCCCCACUCAAGAGCGGCAAGCACAAGAUCGCCGUCAUUGGGUCGGGAUCAUGGGGGUCUGCUCUGGCAAAGAUUGCUGCAGAGAAUGCAUGGAAGCGGCACGACGAGUUCCACUCGGAAGUGCGCAUGUGGGUGCGAGAGAAGCAGGUCAACGGCAAGAAACUGACUGAGGUCAUCAACCGGACACACCUCAAUUCUCGGUACCUCCCCGAUAUCCCCCUUCCCCGCAACCUCGUCGCCACCCCUCACCUCAAAGACGUCGUCAAGGAUGCCACCCUGAUUGUCUUUGUCACACCCCAUCAAUUCCUUCACACUGUCAUCCGCGAAAUCUCGGCACCUGGCAUCCUCACUCCCGGCGCACGCGCCAUCACCGCCAUCAAGGGUGUCGAGGUGAACGGCACCGACAUCUCCACAUUUGCCAGCCUCAUCGAGGCCCAGCUCAGCAUCCCCACCUCGGCACUUUCCGGCGCCAACAUCGCUCUCGAAGUUGCCAAGGGGCAGUUCUGCGAGACUACCAUCGGUGUACCGGGACGGGCGGACGCGCUGCUCUGGGAGGCGGUCUUCGACAGUCCGGACUUCCGCGUUGCGACAGUAGAUGAUGUGGCGGGCGUCAGUCUGUCGGGCGCGUUGAAGAAUAUCGUCGCGCUGGCCGCGGGAAUGGUGGACGGGAUGGGCAUGGGCGGGAACACCAAGGCGGCGAUUCUGAGAAUCGGUCUGCAGGAGAUGAGGGGGUUCUGUCUCGAGUUCUUCGCUGGCUCCAAGGCUGAGACCUUUUCGAACGAGUCAGCAGGUAUCGCCGACCUCAUCACCACAUGCUACGGCGGCCGUAACCGUAAAUGCGCCGAAGAGUUCGCCAAGACCGGCCAGCCUUUCGACGUGAUCGAGAAGAAGCUCCUCAAUGGCCAAAAGCUCCAGGGGACGCUCACGUCCGAGGAGGUCAACCGGUUCUUGCUCGCCAGGCGGAGGACGAAGGGGUACCCGCUCUUUGAGAAGGUGUACAAGAUUGCGUUUGAGGGGAUGCCCGUCAACGAGCUGGUCAAGGGCUUGUAA